AUGCCCAUCCCCUCGUCUGACUUGGGCGCGCAACCCCCCAGUCUCCCGCAUCGCCAACACAGGCCCAACCUCAAAGCCAACUUGCAACGGGAGCCCUGCGCCAGCCGUUUCACCUCCCUCUUGAGUCUGGCAGCGCUGGCUCUGGGCUGGCCUUGCCUGAGUCCUGACGCUGGGGCGGGUGCGUGCUUCGGGGAACCAGGCCCCGUCCCGCAAAACAGAGCCGGCGGGUACUUGGCAUGGCCUCCAGCAAGUCCAGUCCCGAGCCGACGGCAGCAGCACUGGGACCAACAGAGGGAAGUCCUCUUCCGCUACCGUCUGCCGCCAGUCGCCGUCGACGCAGCCUGCCGCCGUGUGCUAAUCAGUCCAAGAUGGGGGUGCGAGGCCCAUCACAGGUCGGCGGGACGGUCGAAGCGCAGCACAUGUGCUGCCAUACCCGGGACAUUUGCGGACGCUUUGUCUGCUCGCAUCUCACCCGCAGCUGGUCCCGAACAUGUGAUUAGCCAUCCGAACAAAACAAGAAAAAAUGCCUGCAAACGCGUGCUCCACGUCGAAACAAUCAGGGGCCGUGCUCAAUAUCUUGCAUUUACCACUUCUGGCUUUCGACGUUGA
Messenger RNA from Plenodomus lingam JN3, 609 nucleotides. RefSeq lists its product as uncharacterized. NCBI's taxonomy places the organism in Eukaryota, Fungi, Ascomycota, Dothideomycetes, Pleosporales, Leptosphaeriaceae. The record is from RefSeq and is a predicted model, not a curated record.